UAUCUAUCUAUCUAUCGUUCUAUUGUUCUAUCUUCUAUCAUUCUAUCUAUCGUUCUAUCAUCUGUCUGUCUAUCUAAUCUGUCUGUCUAAACAUUUUAAUUGCAAAUAAUAUGAUCAUCAUAAUAAUUUGAGUGAAAAGGUACCUGUUGGUUGGCAGUUAUGUUAUUGUCUAUUGUUGUAAUAUUGUUUUUGCUUUUUUCGGUACUUUCAGUGAUUGCAUUCAUUUAAAAUACUAAAAAAAUGCAUAUCCAGUAAUGGUGAAAUUAGGCAUUAUGAGAACUAGCUAAUAUUUGCUCUGUUACAUUACUGAACAUACAUUACGUUCAGCAUUACAUACAGUGGUUUAAUAGUAAUAUCAUUAAAAUUGCAGGCUUAACACGAAAAUAUAAAUGAGGCAUUCACACAGCUGCGUCUCUCUCACACAGUUUGGAAGUAAUUGAAAUGACAAUAGACUAUUGUACGUGGUGAACAAAUAAUUUGGAGAAGUCAGUCAGCAGAAGCAGAAUAGCCAUUUUCUUUCUGGAACAAACAUGUCACAACAUUCCUCAUUUCAAUAAUUCCUGGCCAAGGCACAUCAAAAUAAAGGAGCAAGGCCUAGUUAGUAGUGUGUUGAAACUUACGGUUAUGGUAAGGGGUGUGACAUUUCUCAAACACGCUCGAAGCAGUUGACCAAACACAACACACUGGUCCAGCUCACCAAUCAGAGCACACUGUGCUUUUCAGAAGGAGGGGCUGUCAGAGCGCUACUGACAGACUGGGAAAAGAGGUGCUGCAAUAAUGUCAAAUAUGGGAAAAUGUUUUGAAAACCUAUUCUUGUAGAGCCCAAACACAAAAUCAAGACUUUUUAAAAGGGCAUAGUAAUGCAUCUUUUACACUUUCAUUCAUUUUGAAAAAUGACAAAAGGCUAUUUUUAGAGUUAGAAUAUUAUUAUAUAUUAGGCUAUAUUGAGAACAAGUGUGAAAGGGAAGUCCCUACAAAAGUAUGUGAGCAGUGUGUAUGCGAGUAUGUUCACUGAUGUCCUAUCUCACCCUCCAGAAAGGAACAGUCAUGCCCACCUCUUCCCUUUGUUCUCCCACAAAAAUAUCCCCACUGCCACACACACACACACUCUCACACACCAUCAACAGGUGCCUUCCAGGGCUGCCAUAGAGCCCAAACACAUUCCUUUCUCCCUCCCAUAAUUCUUUGGCCUCCCAACCAAUCACAGUCCUGCAUUUCAUAAGUCAGGUUGCAGGGAGGAGAAAAAUGAUGAGGUGACCAUGUCAGGGGUUGGUAGGAAAGGUUCGGCCCUGUCACCGGUAUCGAAAUUAACAGAAUCACAUCAGGCUGUCUGUAAGUGAGAGUACAGAGACUGUGGCCCAGGAUAUGCGAGUUUGUGCGAGCUUGUUAAGGUGUGUUUGUACAUGGUGCCAGUGGUGACAGCUGGUGCUAGCUGAAGGGACCAAACUGUGGAUAUACAGAUUGUACUUAAAAUGAAGACUCUGCUUUGGUUCUUGUUGUAUUGCUGGCUUCUAACUCUCACAGGGGCAUCUGAAGCUGAACGGAGGCUACUGGAGGAUUUGUUUCAGGAUUACAACCUGAAGGUGCGACCAGCACGUACCUGGAAUGAGCGAGUGAUGGUCCGAGUGGGAAUGACUUUAGUACAGCUCAUCAGCUUGAACGAGAAGAAUGAAGAGAUGACAACAAACGUGUUUAUGAAUAUGGAAUGGACUGACUACAGGUUAUCUUGGAAUCCUGUGGACUAUGACAGCAUUGAUGUUGUGCGAAUUCCUCCCCUAAAAGUUUGGCGUCCAGACAUCUACCUAAUCAACAAUAAUGAUGGUCAGUUUGACGUUGCCCUGUAUGUGAACGUGCUUGUGAGGAGCGAUGGAACCGUCUCCUGGUAUCCACCAGCCAUCUACCGCAGCUCCUGUUCCAUAGAGGUUGCAUACUUUCCAUUUGACUGGCAGAACUGCACAAUGGUGUUUCGUUCCUACACGUAUGAUUCCUCAGAAGUGGACCUUCAGUACGGUCUAGAUGAAGAUGGCAAUGAGCUCCAUGAGAUAGUUAUUGAUGAGAAUGCGUUCACUGAGAACGGUGAGUGGCAGAUUUGUCACAAGCCCAGCAGAAAGAACGUCCAGGAUGACUUGUAUGAGGACAUCACCUUCUACCUGAUCAUUGAGAGGAAGCCUCUUUUCUACAUCAUUAACAUCAUCGUGCCCUGCAUCCUCACCAGCGUGCUGGCCAUAUUUGUCUUCUAUCUGCCACCUGGUGCAGGUGAGAAGAUGACUCUGUCCAUCUCAGUCCUCAUUGCUCUCACUGUUUUCAUGCUGUUGUUGGCCGACAAAGUCCCAGAAACAUCACUUGGCAUUCCUAUCAUCGUUAAGUAUGUAAUGUUCACCAUGAUCCUGGUGACGUUCUCAGUCAUUCUUAGCGUGGUGGUUCUGAACCUCCACCACAGGACUCCCAGCACACACCACAUGCCCAAAUGGGUGCGAAAGGUUUUCAUCAACUUACUGCCUCGUUAUUUGGGUGUGCUGAGGCCCCAACCUGAGGAACCGGUAGAGGACGAGACAAAAGAAAGCAUCCCACUGGGUUAUUUGGACCAAAGCCUCAGACCUGGAGGUGAAUAUUUCAUCCGAAAGAUCAACCCAGAGCUGGUAAUGCCGUGGAGAGGAAGUCAUAAUGAGAGCACUGUGAAGUUGCAGAGGUUUUCAAACAGUGACAACUAUUGUCUGAUUCUGCCCCCGAAUCUCAAAUCUGCAAUCGCCGCUAUCACUUACAUGGCUGAUCAGUUGAAGAAACAGGAUGUGGACGAUACUAUGACAGAUGACUGGCAGUACAUUGCUGUGGUUUUGGAUCGUCUCUUCCUUUGGCUCUUUGUCAUCAUUACCACUCUGGGCACACUGGCCAUGUUUUUGGAUGCCAGUUUCAACUACACUCCUGACCAACCUUUUCCAUGAGCACAUCCCUUAAACAACAACCACACUCCUUUUCUGAACACACAACACAGCAAGACUGAUGUUUGUGUGGACUGACUCAAGGGGGCACCAGAGAAUCAUUUCUUUCUUUCUUUCUUUCUUUCUUUCUUUCUUUCUUUCUUUUUGUCCUUCCUUCUGCCUGUCCUUUUCUUUCUUUCUUUCUUUCUUUCUUUCUUUCUUUCUUUUUUCAUUUGUUCUUUCUUUCUUUCUUUCUUUCUUCCUUCCUUUUUUCCUUUUUUCCUUCCUUCCUAAAUUAAUGUUUCCAUGAUAUUUUGUUGAUGAUAUACAUGUUUCAAUAUAUUUAUUUUCAAAUUCUAGCUUAUAAUCAUUCAUUUUGUGCUCUUGUUAAUUAUUACAUACUGUAUUAAGUCAUUAUAUUUAAUAUACCUUUAAGAAUAUCUGUUUUGUUUUGUUUUUUAUUAUUCUUGGCAUAGUCUGAAUAGUCUGUUUUCUAUUUUUUUUUUUUAAUUAAUCCAGUGUUCAUAAAACAGAAAGAGUGUAAAUUGUUGCCUUUUUUAUUUCAUUGUUUUUUUGUCAUUUAUUUGUUGUUCAUUUUGAAAACAUAUCAUUUGAAAUUAAAUCUUAAAAAUUAUAAUCACAUGCAUUGAGAAUAAUCUGAAAGACAAUAUUUCUCUCAUUGUGUGCAGCUCUUUUCUGUCUGCCAGCAGUGGUUUGUUAAAUCCGUCCUGUCUCUGACUUGUCAUUGAGCCAUUAGGAAAUGAAGUCUGCUAACAGCCUGUCUAGCCACGGUAAAGUUAAUGAACUGAUGCCCAGUUGAUUCUAAACAACAUUACCUGAUAGUUGGCUGGCCCACCUCUUUCUUUCAUCCAGCACACACACACACACACACACACACACACACACACACAUUUAUUUCAUAUAUUAACUAACAUUGUUUUCCAUUUCUGAAAACAUGAACUACUUACUCUUGGAUAAUUAUGAGUUAAAGUGAGAUUUAAAACUCUGUAACAUCAUGUUUAGUACAAAUUUAAAAAAAUAAAUAAAUAAAAAACAGUGGUUUACAGUAGCUUUCAUUAGGUUAACAUUAAAUAACGUGUAUGUUGCUAGCUAAUUUUAUGCAAGUAUGCUAAUAUUUUUCAAGUCCAAAUCAAGUCCUGGAUCAUUUACUGUAGCAUGAAAUUAAAGUCAUUAUAUUUCUUUUACUGAGUCAUGGAAUUUAAAGUUAACAAAAUGAAAAUUAAAGUUUUUUUUUCCUG
This is a messenger RNA of Megalobrama amblycephala (Wuchang bream), 4177 nucleotides long. It is a transcript of the gene chrnb1l, whose product is annotated as cholinergic receptor, nicotinic, beta 1 (muscle) like. The record is from RefSeq and is a predicted model, not a curated record. The transcript is spliced from 11 exons. Gene Ontology annotation, molecular function: acetylcholine-gated monoatomic cation-selective channel activity; transmembrane signaling receptor activity. Bases 1473 to 2942 code for a protein of 489 amino acids. Gene Ontology annotation, cellular component: neuron projection; synapse; postsynaptic membrane. NCBI's taxonomy places the organism in Eukaryota, Metazoa, Chordata, Actinopteri, Cypriniformes, Xenocyprididae. Gene Ontology annotation, biological process: signal transduction; monoatomic ion transmembrane transport; chemical synaptic transmission.